Messenger RNA from Galeopterus variegatus (Sunda flying lemur), 603 nucleotides. RefSeq names its product activating signal cointegrator 1 complex subunit 1-like. The annotation marks the transcript as partial. Lineage: Eukaryota; Metazoa; Chordata; Mammalia; Dermoptera; Cynocephalidae. Gene Ontology annotation, molecular function: RNA binding. The record is from RefSeq and is a predicted model, not a curated record. Gene Ontology annotation, cellular component: nucleus. Gene Ontology annotation, biological process: DNA alkylation repair; regulation of DNA-templated transcription. The transcript has 5 exons.
GAGUCCGCUGCGGCCUGACGAAAUUGCCUCCUACCAGGCAGCUGCCGCAGGCCCCUACGUUCUCCAUUUUCCUAGUCCCUGCAGGACUUCACUGGAGUAUUAUUUGGAGAAAGUGUCAUGGAAGUUCUGCGCCCACAGCUUAUAAGAAUUGAUGGUCGGAAUUACAGGAAGAAUCCCAUCCAAGAACAGACUUAUCAACAUGAAGAGGAUGAGGACUUCUAUCAGGGCUCUAUGGAGUGUGCUGAUGAGCCCUGUGAUGCCUACGAGGUGGAGCAGACCCCACAAGGAUUCCGGUCUACUGUGAUGGCCCCCAGCCUGCUCUACAAGCAUAUAGUUGGAAAGAGAGGAGACACUAAGAAGAAAAUAGAAAUGGAGACCAAAACUUCUAUUAGCAUUCCUAAGCCUGGACAAGAUGGAGAAAUUGUAAUCACUGGCCAGCACCGAAAUGGUGUAAUUUCAGCCCGAACUCGGAUUGACGUUCUUCUGGACACUUUUAGAAGAAAGCAGCCCUUCACUCAUUUCCUUGCUUUUUUCCUCAAUGAAGUUGAGGUUCAGGAAGGAUUCCUGAAGUUCCAGAAGGAAGUACUGGAGAAGUGCUCCAUG